Molecule: messenger RNA, 2061 nt
Organism: Homarus americanus (American lobster)
Lineage: Eukaryota; Metazoa; Arthropoda; Malacostraca; Decapoda; Nephropidae
Exons: 7
Coding region: 95-928 (277 amino acids)
Source: RefSeq, a predicted model, not a curated record
UAAAAUUUACAGUAUCAAAAGCUAACCAGUUGAACGCACAAGCUACUGAUAACGUCCUAGUAAAUAAGUCUGGGUGUCAAGUUGGAGCUGCAUCAUGGAGGGAGAGGAGACAAGUGUGUCGGUAAGCAGCGAGCGGGGUUACUACGUGCUGGGUCAGGUCGUGAGCCAGGUGGAAGACCUCAUCCACGAGUUCAAAGGUCACUGCAGUAUCUCCAUUCAUGAUAUCCAAAACAUGUCUCUCCCAAGGAGCAACAGUGAAAAGCGCACCCAGAAUUCUGUCUCCAUAUCCAUUGCAGCCAUGUUGAACACCGGUCAAGGUGGCACCAUCUAUCUGGGAGUUACUGACAGUGGCCGGGUGAAUGGUUUGUCUCUCACCAGGUACCAGCAGGACCACAUUGAGAUGUCUCUGAAGUGGACGCUGGAGAGAUAUACACCACCUGUGUCAGAUUCCCGGUAUUGUGUCAUCUUUGUGCCUGUUUUUUCCAGUAAGACCCUCAUUCCUACUCACCAUGUUGAACAACACCUCGACAACGAGCGACGCAACCGACCUCAUUACGUGGCCAGUUCCAACUCUUGCUGGUGUGAUAGGGACGCCUGGGCACAGCAGUCUCUGGGUAAACUUCCACUGUUAUACGUGGUAGAAAUCCACAUACGACCAUGGGAUCCCCACAACAUGCAGGUGGCCAGGAAUCCGCAAGCCCCAUGGACAUCUCCCUUCCCUCCCAUCCACCUCACUGAGGCCAAUUGCUGCUACUUCAGGCAGAGUUGUCAUCAAUGUAAAUUGUGCCUCGAGGAUGUGAGGCAGAUAUUGAUGCACCGCGUUCACGAGCACUACAGGCUCAAGCUGACCGCCCUCCACCAGCAGCAAGAGGAACUCCUCCACCUGAUGCACCAACAUGGUGUAAACCUCCCAUCGCCCACACAAUGAACCAUAAGUUUUAUUCUGGACUAAUACUUUUAGAUGUUAGCUACAACUGCACACACACACAUAUUUAAGGAUAUGGAAUAUAUUUUGUGUAUACUAACAGUGCUUAAAGUUGGGCAAUAAAGUGAGAUGUAUAAAACUGCUCUACUGUAGUACUAUACAUAUAAAUAGGUCACACAAGAAUAAACCUGAACAAAAUUUACCAUGAACGAUUAGACCUAAGCAGUUAUAAUAACAAGAGGUUUUAUUUUCUCUUUUUACCUUUUAUUCUUAUUUCUAUUUUUUCACUUAAUUUUACUCUUUCUUUAUACUCUAAUUCUCUUUCCUUUUCUUAAUCUUUCUCUGUUCUUUAUACUCGUGAGUUGGGGGAAAGGUAGGGGUGGAGGGGAGGUGAGAAUUGAGGAAGGAGGGAGAGAGAGUGACUUGUUUUUGGCUGAGAGGAGGUGGGGGGUUUGCCUGUGGUCACUCCCACCACCAGAGGGUAAUCUUAUAUGAGAGGAAAGGACAGACGCAGCAUCGAUAGUAUCCACAGUGACCACCAUCCCAUCCGUACUAACACCUCUGUGAACUGUUAGGUUGUACCUUUGCAUGCUUCCCUCACUCCACCAGGUUCGGCAUGACACGUCUACAUUGGUGGGUGCCUAUGGGGCGGAUCCUUAAUAGAGCUACCAAGGGACAGAGGUUUUCCAGGACAUAAUGUUUCACUCCUCCUCUUUGUUUCUAGAAGCUGUCAUUCACAAGUAGUUUGGAUGUUACGAACGCUAACUGUAGCCGACACGUUGACUUCGGAUGAACACAUUUAAGUUCAACCCCUUCCUGCCCAGCCAAUUAAGGCAAGGCCCCUGGGUCAAGGAGAGGCACCAAGUCUGCUCCGUCGUCCCUAGGUGUUUGCUUCUAACCCGAUGACUGUGGUACCAACAAAACUCGAGGUCAAGCUCACUGGCCUGCAAUUAUUUGUGCAGUGGCAAUCUCCCUGUUUGAAUAUAAGACUCACAUAUUCCAUUUUCCAGUUGAAUACUUUGGCAAAGUCUAGGUACAGUAUAAAGUAUAUUUUAAAUAUGGCCUCCAUGCUCCAGGCUGUGUUCACACCUCCAGCACCUUAAGUACAUACAGUAAUUGUGUUAAGCAGAAUAUUG